Molecule: messenger RNA, 363 nt
Organism: Dicrocoelium dendriticum
Lineage: Eukaryota; Metazoa; Platyhelminthes; Trematoda; Plagiorchiida; Dicrocoeliidae
Source: the annotation of a GenBank genome assembly
AUGGUGCUCCGUGGAAAUAGUAUAGCAACCAAGGCAACAGAAAUUUACCUACGGCUCGUUGGUGAAACUUACCUACCCAUCAUCUUGUCUGAUUUCGUACAUGCCGUGUCCGGAGGUACCCGUAAAGCCAGUGACCAGAUUGAACAGGUACCGGUGAAAACAGCCAAACAUUUACGUCACACCGCCACAGUGGUUCCUUCCGAAGUGUCCAACGUCGAUUGUGAGGUGGACACAGCUCGAGUGCAGAAUUCCGCCCUACUGGCCUCGAAUCAGGCCAAUUUACUGCGACUGGUGCAAAUGGUGUGGGAGAAAAUCAUAGCCAGCGAACCUCAUUUUCCAAAGUUAGUUCUCGUUGUAUUGUGA